ACUAUAGCGGCUGUGCAGUAGGUUUAUACUAAGUAUCUAACAUCCUCAACCACUGUAUCCGGUCCUUGUGUGUUCACCACCUUUCCGAAUCAUUAACCACACCUGCAUAUAUAUAGCUCGUCUAUAUCGUCUACAUGGCGUUCACCGCAACGGACAAGCAGGCUUUCUUUGCAAUAUUGGAUGAGUACUUCUCUUCCCGCCCGAACCUUGUAGUCAGCGAAGCGUCGUCAGAAAAUCCACAGGUAGCGGCAGGCCCUCUAUCUGGACGAACACUGAAUAGCCUUGCGACUGAUGUGCACAAGACUCUGUCUUCUCCCAAUACUGCGAGGAACGCACAGGCUUUGGCAUCCAGUAUGCAGUCUUCAUCACAAUCAGACCUUCCUAGCUCUGCAGGCCGAGUAGCCGCGGCUGCAGCUGCAUUCAAGUUCAACCAAAGCCCAAGUCAGAAUCCGUCCGCACCUCCAAGACCCCCAUUUAGACAAACACCCAGUCAAUCAUCAGAAUCGGAGCAAGAACCUGGUCAUCAACGUGCCAGUUUGCGCGAGGAACCACAUGUCACUAGUGGCCGGCUCCUUGCACAGAAGAAAUUUGGUGAUGUGGAUAUGUCGUCAGGGAAAAACAUGCUCAUGUCACUGAAGCAUUCAAAUACUAAUAAGAGUGCCGCGCCUCCCGAGGUUGCUCCCCCUACACCUGCUGCAUUCGCCCAUAAGAAGAGUACCUUUGCACCUCCGCCUGUACGACACGUAUCAGCAACAUCGCCACCUCCAAGUAGAUCCGCCUCUACCGUUGAAUCUCCUGCACCGGCGCCCCCUGUGCCGCCUUCACGCAGAGCCCCAGCAAAGGAAGAGCCUCAGGGUGAAUGGGCGGAGGCCCUAUAUGAUUACAGUAGCGAAGAUCCAGGCGAUCUUCAGCUUCAAGAGAAUGAACGGGUGCUCGUGGUUGAAAGAAACUCGGAUGACUGGUGGACUGGUGAGAUCGAGGGACGGCGAGGAUUGUUUCCCGCUGCGUAUGUCAAGUUACUGUAGGCGCGGUGUCGCACGACUGGACAAUGUAUUUUGGAUCUCCGCGGUGUGUCUUGCCCAAUACGGACAUUAUGGUUUAACUGUGGUCGAUUGCGGUCUCUGCUGUCAGCCUCUGUAAGCCUCUAGGUAUUGGCACAGUAUAAGUAUCCUCCUUGACCGGCAUUUGCCUCUUUGACCUUCGUUCGAGUUAAAGGCGGGGCAGGUUGCGUUUCCCUCU
Molecule: messenger RNA, 1239 nt
Organism: Somion occarium
Lineage: Eukaryota; Fungi; Basidiomycota; Agaricomycetes; Polyporales; Cerrenaceae
Source: the annotation of a GenBank genome assembly